Molecule: messenger RNA, 2202 nt
Organism: Rosa rugosa (rugosa rose)
Lineage: Eukaryota; Viridiplantae; Streptophyta; Magnoliopsida; Rosales; Rosaceae
Product: beta-glucuronosyltransferase GlcAT14A-like
Exons: 4
Coding region: 776-2083 (435 amino acids)
Cellular component (GO): membrane
Molecular function (GO): glucuronosyltransferase activity
Source: RefSeq, a predicted model, not a curated record
UUUUUGCCCUCAAUCAAAGCAAAGCUGAUUAUUCUUUCCCAAACAAAGAAAACCUCUUCUCUCCCCAGUUUCUCUUCUUUCUGAUCGCCAUCACCAAAAGCUACCCACUUUGUAGGACUCAAGCCCUGAGCUUUCUUUUGCUUCUGAAUCUUAUUUGGAUCCCUCUCUCUGUCCAUGUAAGCACUUCUCAUCUGUUUCCUUCUCUCCAUGUCAUCUUAAACUCAGUUUAUGCCAAACUUGGUUCAGUUGAAACUUCUAUGAGACUUUAAACAGUACCAAGUUGUUUGCUUUUAUUGCUUCUAUUGAAGUUUUGGGUAUCAGUUAGAUCUGGGUUAGGCUGGGGAAAGAGACUGGCUUUCCAUUAAUGGGCCUUUGACGAAAGAGAAAUCUAACUCCUAGGUGUUUGAACUCGUUUAGACGUUACAUAAGUUCCAUUGCUUGAAAGGUACUUUCACUCCUUCUUCAUCUGGGCUUGUUCAUUUUCAACCAACACAUGCCUAUAUAGCGGCCCUAGCUAUUGAUAUUCAAAGUUUUGAAAUUUAUGCAAUUUGCUUGAUACCCAUUUUUUUAGUACUGAAAAUUACGAAGACCCUGCUUUGAUGUUAUCGGUUUACUUAUUGAAAAGGCGUUUCUGCCCCUUUUUAGCUCUGUAAUCUUCAGAAUAUUGGUGGGUUUUGCUUUGGUAAUCAACCUUUCUGGGUUUAUGAGGUGAUAGAUACAUUGUUUGAGGUUUUGGGUUUCUAAACCAGAUAUCAGUUGGUUAAGGAAUCACUAAAUGAGUAUGAGGAAGUAUGUGAAUCACCAUUCUGGAAGGGUUUUCGGUGAUAGGGUUUGGGUCCUUCCAUUCAUUGCUAGCUUUGUCAUAUUCAUUACCCUCUUUUUCUCAGUCAUUUCUGGGCUGUUUACUUUGCCGCAUGGUAAAGAACAGUUGCCAACCGACAUUGGUUCCUUUUUGAAAUCUGAUGACUCAACUGGGUAUUUUGUUGAGUCUGAUUUGAAAAGAUCAUUGGAACAGAAUAGACGUUCGAGAACAGGAGCACCUAGAUUGGCGUAUCUUAUAUCAGGUACAAAGGGGGAUAGUCAUAGAAUGAUGAGGACUUUGAGUGCUGUAUAUCAUCCAAGAAAUCAAUAUGUUCUGCAUUUGGAUCUCGAGGCUCCUCCUCGUGAAAGAUUGGAACUUGCAAGUUUGGUUAAGGCUGAUCCUACAUUUAGUGAAGUGGAGAAUGUGCGUGUUAUGGCUCAAUCCAAUUUGGUGACGUAUAAGGGCCCUACUAUGAUUGCUUGUACCCUGCAAGCGAUUUCCAUUUUGUUAAAGGAGAGCUCAGAGUGGGAUUGGUUUAUAAACCUCAGUGCGUCUGAUUAUCCUCUCAUGACACAAGAUGAUUUGCUUCAUUCCUUCUCUAAUUUGUCUAGAGAUAUCAACUUCAUCGAAAAUAUGCAGAUUACUGGUUGGAAACUGAAUCAAAGAGCAAAACCAAUCAUAAUUGAUCCAGGCCUGUAUUUAUCAAAAAAAUCUGAUCUUGCAUGGACCACUCAGCGUCGUUCACUUCCUACAUCAUUCAAGUUGUUCACAGGUUCAGCAUGGGUAAUGCUAACGCGGCCCUUCGUUGAGUACUGUAUAUGGGGAUGGGAUAACCUCCCUCGUACGAUCCUUAUGUACUAUACGAAUUUUGUUUCUUCUCCAGAAGGCUAUUUUCAUACUGUGAUUUGUAACAAUGAGGAAUAUCGCCACACUGCGAUAAGCCAUGAUCUCCACUACAUUGCUUGGGACAGCCCUCCGAAGCAGCAUCCAGUCUCAUUGUCAAUGAAGGACUUUGAUAAAAUGGUAAAGAGCAAUGCUCCUUUUGCACGAAAAUUUGCAAAGAAUGACCCAGUCUUGGAUAAAAUAGAUAAAGAACUUCUAGGUCGAACAAGCCGGUUUUCUCCCGGAGCAUGGUGUAUAGGUAGCUCAGAAGGCGGGGCUGACCCGUGUUCUAUACGUGGUAAUGAUUCAAUUUUUAGGCCAGGUCCUGGUGCUGAGAGGUUUCAAGUGUUGCUUCAGACAUUGUUGUCUGAAGACUUUAGGAAAAAGCAAUGUUCAUGACAGAGGUCAGAAUUGGAAAAUCAGUGUACAUUACUGUAUCAAUAGAUCAAAAGGCGGAUGUAAAAUGGCGAAUUUUGUUUUAGAUUAUAUUAACAGAAUAUGCAACUUCACACUUCACA